CUUCCUUCAAUUCUGAGACCGAGACCAGCUUAAUUCUCUAUGGCAUCCGCAACAUUGAUGGUCAUGGUCGCCUUCUAUGUGCCGUUGAUUUCGAUCAUGAUCAUUGGAGAGUUCUCUACUGCUCGAGAACUACGACCGUCCAAUCACGGACUACAGUAUCAAGGAUUACAGCAGCAGGCCGCGGAGGAGUCGCCGGAAAUUAAAGAAUUCUUCGGAGGAGCGUCAUCAGCAGAAUCGCCGACAUUGCCGAGGGCAAUGAAUUCAGACAGUCCGAAGCCUUGGUUGAUCGGCGGGGGAGGUGGAGGAGGCGGAAAUGAUCGCUUGAGGCGCGUGCUGCUGGUGGCGAGCUUGGUGUGCGGGGUCACAGGUGCGACGUUGUUGGUUGCUUCCGCGCUAAUCUAUCUGUUUAGGUUUCAAUCAAACAGACUAAAAACCUAAUUAAUUUUCCUGUUAUGAUUUGUUUGGUUUCACUUUAUUAUAUGUUUUAUAACAAAGAAAUACAUCAUACAAGUUUGUUA
Molecule: messenger RNA, 518 nt
Organism: Tripterygium wilfordii
Lineage: Eukaryota; Viridiplantae; Streptophyta; Magnoliopsida; Celastrales; Celastraceae
Exons: 1
Coding region: 40-438 (132 amino acids)
Source: RefSeq, a predicted model, not a curated record